Molecule: messenger RNA, 813 nt
Organism: Schizosaccharomyces osmophilus
Lineage: Eukaryota; Fungi; Ascomycota; Schizosaccharomycetes; Schizosaccharomycetales; Schizosaccharomycetaceae
Product: mitochondrial omega-amidase
Exons: 1
Coding region: 1-813 (270 amino acids)
Molecular function (GO): hydrolase activity, acting on carbon-nitrogen (but not peptide) bonds, in linear amides
Source: RefSeq, a predicted model, not a curated record
AUGUCAGUUCGAGUUUGUUGCGUUCAGAUGGCUCCAGAAGUAGGAGAUGUAAAAGGGAACGUGAAGAGAAUGUCUGAAUAUGUCGACGAAGUUAUGAGCAAAGAAGCCGUCGACAUGAUCGUUUUUCCAGAGCUGGUUACUUCGGGGUACGAAUGUGGGGAUAUGUUUAUUGAUCUAGCAGAAUACGUUGAAACCAGUGACACCAUUCAUUUUAUGUGUAAAGUUGCAAAGAAGUAUGCUGUGCAUGUUGUGUUUGGGUUCCCUGAACGAAGAAGUCGAGAAAAAAAAGAAGUAUUCAACUCAUGUGUAUACAUUGACUCGGAUGGACAUGUUUGUGGAACCUACCAAAAGAUGCACUUAUUUGGGCAAGAACAAAACUAUUUUUCCCAUGGCACAAAAUUUCCCAUCUUCAAUACUCCGUUUGGUAAAAUGGGACUUUUGAUUUGCUGGGAUACUGCAUUCCCAGAGGCGGCUCGAAUGUACUCGUUACAAGGAGCAGACUUUUUGAUCGUAAGUUCCAACUGGGAGAAACCCUAUCAAGAUGAUUGGGAUUUGGUGGUGAGUGCUAGAGCCCUAGAUAAUUGUAUCCCGAUUGCAGCGGCAAACCGUGUAGGCAAAGACAAAACACUUGGGUUUUUUGGCCAUAGUAGAAUAGUUGGUCCCACCGGUAAGGUCAUUAGAAGCCUUGACCAAGAUGUUGAGGGGUAUAUUACUGCUGAUCUGGAUUUAAACCAAUCCAAGCGUCUUCGACAAGAGUAUUAUACAUUCUUUCGUGAUCGAAAACCUCAGUUGUAUACGGAACUAACAAACUAA